CCCGUUCGCUCAGCACGUCAGAGAGCCGGCAGCCCGCAGAUCGUGAGCUGCUCCGCAGCCUUUUCACUUUCCGCUGUCCGUAAAUCGUAGGUCGCCAGCCCGAGCGAAGCGCGAUCGAGCGAGCGAGCGCGCGCGCGCACGCAGCCGAUAAAGCACACAAGAGGGCCCGUAAGCAAGAGGCAGAGAGAGGGAGGGAGAGAGCGCGGGAGGAUACCGAGAGUUGGGAACAAGAGCCAGGAGAGAAAGUUGAUAGGACCAAGAUUAUGACGACCAUGACUACCGCUGGCGUGGGGGGAGGUGGGAACGGGACGACGGAGAGUGGGGGCUGCAGCGCGGAACAGAUACCGAAUCCAACAACACCGCCGGCCCAGCAGCAACAGCAUCAGCAUCAUCCGCCUCCAUCGCCUCUUAGUGGAUGCUACCUCUUGGUGGUGCUUCCCGAACCUCAUACCGCACAACAUAAGGAUCUCAUCUUGAAUCGACUCGCUAAAGGUUUCCUGUCGUGGGACAAGGAUAGUUGUCACGUAGAUCUUGAAAAAGAAUUGCAAGCACUGGUGGCACAGUCUCCGGAAGGGGAGGAAGCCAGAAAUGGAGAGCGUUUAAUUCAAUAUGCAACGGAGAAUCUCGUAACCGAAGUUCUCAUCUAUCCCCAAAGCAAUACCUUACUACAAUGUAUUCGCAAUCUCCUCGCAAGUUUUACGAAGCAUCGACACAUCAUUCACGCUGGAUAUACAUUUGGUGGAAAUGGUUCCUGGAUUCUGCAGGAUGGAACCUUCAGCCUUCCCGACUUUUUAGAUGCAUUUAGCGAGCAUGAAGUGCAACGAGUGCUUCGAGCUUACGAGAAUAGUGUUACUGUAGAUAUACAUUGCGCUGGUGUAGGUGAUUGGACGACAUUACGACUUUCUAAGGAAGCUUGUACUAGAGCGUGUCAAGUAAGAAUCAACCCCGACGAUGUUCUCACAGCUGGUGUACCAGCAAUUACAAGUUUUACGAACUACAUUGGACAGUAUAUGGUAGCCCAAACUCUGGAUCAACUCAUGGAACCGUCCGAUGUUGUUGGUAAUAUACGUUUUAGUCAUCCAACUCUGUAUGUCUUCCCUGGCGGAGAAGGAGAUGCCGCUUUAUUUGGUAUAAAUGGAUUCAAUAUGCUGGUCGAUGGAGGUUUUGCGCGUAAGGCAUGCUUUUGGGACUUUGCCCGUCAUCUCGAUCGCCUCGAUGCAGUACUCGUCACGCGAGUAAAUAACAGUAAUGUUGGUGGCAUGUCCAGUGUUCUUCAGAAAAAGAAAGAAAUGCACGUUUAUCCGCAAAUAGGACAUUUCUUUUGCAAUCUUAUUGAAAGAAGACACUCGAAUUCUCCCGAUGGUGACAAAGACACAGAUCCACUCGUUUUAAAUCUAAUUGACAUAGGACAAGAAAUGAUGGUUAAUUUACGUCACAUAAACCUUCGCCCACAUCCUUGUUAUAGGGAUCCAGAGCCAAUUAAUUUAUAUCAUAAAGUUGGACACGGUACUUUAGAUAUGUAUGUUUUAAGUCCAAACAAAGACAGUCGCGAAGUUCGCGAAUUUAUGUCAAAGUGGAACGCAUCGGACUCGAAGCUUUUCGCUGGCUCACACAAAAAAGACUCCAAUACAGUUAUAUUUCCAGUGCAAAAUUUAGUCUCGAUUUGUGCAUUGCUCGUAUGGCAACCGGCAAAUCCAGAAGAUACAAUCACUCGCAUUCUUUUUCCCGGGAGUACCCCACAACACAAAAUCUUCGAGGGUUUCGAACGUCUGAGACACUUGGAGUUUCUAAAACAUACGGUUUGUACAGCAAAAAGCCUGUCACCAUCGUCAUCACUCGUAACGCUUAAAGAUAAGGCUGGAAUUUUUAAACCCAAAUUGGGUUCGAUAGAGCGUGAAACUAAACGAAUCACCGAAUUAAGAAAGGAGAAGAGAGACACUUCGGAUAAUAAGGCUGUGAAAAAAGAUUCGCCAAAAAUAGAGACUAAAGUAAAAAAAGUUGUGGAAAACAAAAAGAUUGAAUCCGAAACGAAGGAAAUUAAGAGUAUGGAAAAGGAAUUAAAGGAGACGAAGCGAGAAAUAAAAAAAGUGGAAAAAUCCGAACGAUUUGAAUCAGAAACGAAGAAGACUGAUGCGAAGGUCGAAACCGAAAAGACUGCUAUUACAAAGGAAAAUAAAGUGCAAAAAACUGAUAUUAAGAAAAAAGAAAGUAAAGAAAUGACCAAGCCAAUUGUUAAAGCAAGUAAACCCGAAAGCGUAAUAAAAACUUCAUUAAAAUCUAUUGAAAAGAAGCUGAAGCCCUCCGUAGAGAAGAAGGAUAUUAUGAAAUCAUCCCCCACCACACCAAAAAAAUCCAUGAAUGGAGCAGCGACAAAAACAGAAAUUUCAAAAGCUGUCACGAAAUCGACAAAUAAAAUUGUACCGAAAACUCCAUCCGUAGCUCCUGCUAAAAGCACAAAGGAUGCAAACAAUCGUUUAGUAGUCGAACGAAAAAAUAUCGAACUUUCAUCAAUAGCAGGCUCUGGUGGGCCAACAGCUGGAGCAAAAGCAAUUACGAAAACAAAGCCAGCAGAGCGAAAAUCUAUUAGUCGUCGGGCGAAACCGAUGAGUCCUAAUAAAGCACGACUACCUAUAAGUCCCGCAAAAUCUACAAGAAGUACACCGACAGCUUCCAUAAAAUCUGAGAAGGAUGCCGUAAUUCGAAGAAUAAAGGGAGAAACAACAGACUCGUCCGCCGUCUCGACACCUUCUGGAAUCGAUCCUGAAUCUGCUAUCAAAUUAAUAGAUAAGAACUUAACGGAAAGAUCAGAGGACAUUUCACUGGAUUCUAUAGAGAGUAAAGUAUUGGAUGAUUUAAAGGAAGAGCGAGAGGUGGUCGAGGAAAUUGAAGCUGUGUUGCAGAAAGCCGAAAGAAUCGAAGAAGCUCGAAAAGAGGAGCCUUUCGAUGGCGAUGAUGAUAUAACGGCAGAAGCGAUUGAUAAGAAAGAAGAAGAUAUGACCGAGGAUGAUGUUACCGCAGAAAUGGAUGAGAUGACAAAAAAAAUUUUAAGAAAGGAAAGUCACGAGUUAACGGAAGAGGAUGAAUAUUUAAUUGUUGAAAAGGAAGAAAUUUUUACAGAAGAUUCGGUGCAAAGUGGCGAAGCAGAGCAUAAACAUCAUCUCGACGAAUUGGAAUCUGAAAAAAAUCGAGUGAAAAUUGACGAAAUUUCGGAGGAAAGAGUAUUAGAUCGGGGAGAAGUUAAGGAACUUAAUGAAGAGAAGAGUCAGGAUGUGGCAGAGAAGAAUAUCGACGAGCCAAUAAAAAGACAGGAAAUUAGAAAAUCAAUAGAAUUGCCUGCCGAGGAUAGGGAGCACUUGAAAGAAGAAAUGCAACAAAUAAUUGUUUCGGCUACCGAGGUAAUACAAAAGAUCGAGAGCAAGGACAUUUCAGGGAAAAAAGAUGACGACGAUAAUGAGAAGGAUCCUAUAAGCUUGAGUCCUAAUAAAUUAGAAUCUCCGAAUAAAGCCGAUGCGGAGCAAAGGGGGCUAAUUCCAGAAAAAUUGGAGGAAUCGCAAGAGCGUGUUUCAACCUUGGAAUCAGGAGCAACAACGACUGCGCCAACAUUACCAGAAGACGAACGAAUUCCGCUUGAUGAUAUUAAGGAAGACGCGGAUGAUAAACACGUUAUACAAGUAGUGAAAGAAAAGAACAAUCUAGAUAAGCAAGAAGAAAUAAUUCCUGAAAGAGUGGUGAUUGCCUCGAGGCCGGAAGUUAAAGUUUUGGACGUGCAAUCGUCGGUUAAUCGUGGAAUGGUGAGAGAUAUUGUUAAAACGCCAGACGAAGUUGCCGAUUUGCCUGUUCAUGAAGAAGUCGAUCCUAAGCUUUACAAAGUGGACGACUUGCAAAAGGAAAGAAAAAUACCAAUACAAAAGGAAUUAAUACAACGUGCGAAGGAUCCGCCAAUUUCUCCUCCCGUUGUUAAAGAACACAAGGACAAGGGGGUGUUUAGUUUCUUUGGGAAAGUAGCCGAUAAGCUGGAAAAAGGUAUUGAUAAAUUAACGAAAAAAUCUAGGCGAGACUCGGAUAAAGAAUCCGAAGAUAAGUCAUCAAAGUCAAGCUCACCGAAAGACAUUAAAAAUAUUGAAAAGCCAGUAUUUGAAGAUAUUGAUGUGGAAAAAGUUUUCCCAAAGGUCGGAAAAAUUGAAGAGAAAGUUGAAAGCUUCGAAUACAUACAACCAGAUGUGUGCAAUAUUAAAGAUGCGAUAAUUAAGGAGACCGCGACUUUUUUGCAAGAAGAAAUAUCAAAUGUGAAGGAGAAUAUAGUGGAGUCAAACUCUACGGUGGGCCAACAAUUAAAAAUAGAUAAUAUAGUUAAUGAUGAUAAUAUUAUGGAGCAAGUGAAAGAGCAGAUUAUAGAAGAUAAUGAAGAAGUCGAAGCAUUUGCUGAUGAAGCGUCUAGGAGAUUUAAAAAUGUAAAAGAUAGCUUGCAAGAUUCAUUAGAUUCGCUGGAAGAAAAGGCGGAUGAUGUGAAUAAAUCGACCGCAGCGACAAAAGAUACAAUAGCAGAUACAUUAACAGGGGUUGCGGCGAAACUCGAGAAUAUCGAGUCAGAUAAGAAUGACUUAAUAGAUUCUAAAGAGCCAGAGAAAGUUAAAUUUACAAUUCCGAGCGAAGACCUUGAGGAUGAAGAAGACGACUCUCAAAUCCCAGUCCGAGAUUUUAAAGAGGCUGUGCGAGAUGUUGCCGAAGUCCUGGUGGGUACGGCUGGUAUUGAAAUCGAGAAGGAAAGUAAACGUAAAAAUGUUGAAGAAAUAGUGAGCGAAGUAGCGAAAGUACUUAAAGAAGAGGAUGAUUUUCUGUCGGAAAAGGCGCUUUUUGCAAACGAACGAAAACCUUCGAUUAAACGCGAUAGUACAAGUUUCGAGGUAGCCGAAGGCGUUACAUUGCCUAAGGAAUUAGAGAUUAUUGAAAGCGCUGCUUCUCGAGAAAAGUUGAAGCAAUCAUUGGCAAACGAAGCGAGUACAACAUUACCAUUACAUUCUGAAAAAAUUGAAAAAGAUGAAAUCGUCGAAGAGCCUUAUAUCGAAAUUGUUAAUAAAAAAAAUCUAACAGCAUCUCCAACUAAUGAUGCCGAUUCAGAUGAAGAGGAUAUUAAGAAACUCUGUGAGGCCAUUAUGGCGGAUGAUAUUAUCAAAAAGCCGGCUGUUUCUGUUGAGUGUGAUACUAGAGUAGACGUUAUGGACUUGGGUCUAGAGAAAUUAUGUAUAAAAGAGGUUGCACAUAAAGAAGUUCGAGAUGAAAAUUUCGAUGAGGAGCAAAUAAUAGUUGCGCCGGAAAUCAAUUUUCAACAGAAUAUUUCACCUGAUAAAGCUGAGCUUGUAAUUGUCACACCAGGUUCCACACCAAGUUCGCCUAAAUUUGCUACGGAGCUAGGUUUAUCCGAGCUUUCAGCGAAAAAUAUGGAUAUAUUUAAUAUGGAGAUGAAUUUAGAGAAUAUUAUCGAAGAAUUUAUUAUGGUAAGGAAACAAAAAAUUACGAUGCAAGUUUUGGAUUACAUUGCAAACGUAAAAUGCGUGCCUAAAGAAAAAGUAAUUAAUAUUAUUCAAGAAAUUAUUACUAAAUAUGAGAUUCCUGUUGAAGACGUUACGGAUAAUCUUGAGAUUUUACAAGCAUACGCGAUCGAUGAUAUUUCUAAAAAGUAUUUUGUUUCAAAUGCUAUUGUGAUACAAAUAGUCGAGGAUAUUAUAAUAAAAAUGAAACUUUCUAGAGAAUCUGUUUUUGAUAUUUCUGCAGAGCCAUAUUUUGUAAUACGUAAGGAUGAUUUAGAUGAAGCAUCGCAAUCACAGAUUGAAAAAGAAGAUUUACUUUUGAAUGUUCCAACUACUACUACUACUACUACCACUACUACUACUACUGUAAGCAGAGACCAUUCGCAUAUACCUAUUCAAGAUACAGAUAAGACAGAGUCUGCUUCCUUAAAUGUUGAGGAAUUAGAUGAAGAUAAGAUGGUUGAUAGUUUUGUUAGAAUAUCGUCUACGGAUGCUGUAGAUGCAUUUUUACAGCAAGAGCGUAGCCAAUUACAACUAGAAACAAAAGUUUUACGUGACUUCGAAGCUGUAGAGCAGGAAUAUAAAGUGCAGGGUAUAUCAUCAAUGCCGUCUGUCGAAGAAUUAGGGGAAAUCGAUAAAGAGGUGAAGAAAAUGCCCGAUGAUUUUAACGAUGCAAUUGAAGCUGAUGAAAAAUUCGUCAAAGAGACGGCGGAAAAAUCUAGUAAAGACGAUGAUAUAAUAAUAACUGAUGAAGCGUGUAAAUCAGCCCAUAAGGGUCUCGAAGUUUCGGAUUUACCCGAUGUGGAUACAAACGAAAAAUAUCUUGAUGAAGCUAAAGAGAAAAAAUCAAACGUAGAAUCAUCGUUUAAUUAUGGCAUUAUUUCUUCAGUUUCGAGAUCCGAAGAUUCAGAUAAAGAUAAAAUUACGGAAAAAAUUGCAAAAUUACAAGAGGAACAAGACAAAAUUGCGCGGAAUGACGAUGAAAGAUUGGACAGCUCAAAUGUGAAUGUGAAAGUAGAUGAAGCGCAACAUGAGACGCAAGAACAAAUGGUUAAAAGAAUGGUUGUUACUGCAAGUAGCGAAGAUGGCGGGCAUGAAAUAGAAAUAUGUCCUAGUGGAACUAUUGCAUAUAAAAAAACGUCAUCACCUGACGAGCCAUUGGAAGAGAUUAAAGCAAUUUCACGAAAAGAUUCAUUAGCCUCGGAUGAUAGCGCGACUAAGAAAACCAGUAUUACGUCUGAAAAAUUGGUUCCGGAAGAAGUCGAUAUUUUAACGGAUUGUAAAGUAGAGGAAAGCCUAGGAAUUAAAUCGGAGGUGUCGAAGGACAAAACCGAAUCGAUUGCACCAAGUGUAAUUAGAAAAUCUUCCAUAGUAUCCACAACUGCAACGGAAAUAUUGCCCGAUCGUGCUGGUGAUAUUUCAUUAACGGAAAAUAUGAGCUCACAAUCGUCAACUACACACAUUAUCGAUCAUCCAACGAAAUUGUUAACAAAUAAUGAAACUGAAAUAGAACGAAAACAAUCGCUUGAUAAAGCCAUUAUUUCUGAAAAAGUGCAAGAUGAAAUUCACGAAGAACAUGUGGGUGAUGAUAUAAAAGAUCGGCCAGGAUCAAUUAGUGUUGUGAAGGAAAAAAUUGUCGAUAUGUCCGAUGUGUUUAAACAAACGUCUCCUGACUAUCAAUCAGACGAGCACGAUGCUAAAGGCCAAGCAAUCGGCGAUCAAUCAGAAAAACAUGAAUUAUCAACAAUUACAAUAGAUAAACAGAUGGAGGAAAAGUUACGUAAGGUAUCGAUGAUAUCCACUGAAAAUAUACGAACUAUCGAUGAUACUGUAAUUGCAAGUAGAGAUAGAUCAAAGUCGCCGAGCUUAGAAAAAGAUAUAGAUGAAAAAGAAAAAUUAUCGGAUAGUAAUUACAGUAUGGCUUCUAAAGAUUUUGUUGAAAGAGAAAAGAGUUGUGAGGAACGUUUGGAAGAAGAUGUAGAUUUAAAAGAAAUUAUUCCAACGGAAGUUGCAAGUAUCGUAUCGGAGACAGAUUUGUUAGAAAUGAGAGCAUUCGAUACAUUCGAUCAACAGAAAGAUCAAGAUGAAACUUUCACUAAUGAGUUAUUAACUUGUGAAGAGAAUAUUCAAGAUCAAUGCAAAUUACAAAAGAAUCUUGUCGAGAAAGAAAUGAAAGCCGUCACGGAUUCAGUAAUUGAUUCGAAUAAAUUAAUCGAUGAUAGACAUAUAAUUGAUGCUAAUAAAUCGGACCAAUUUAACUUAUCAGCUGCUGAAGAAGAUAAGGAUUCCAAAGAGCAAUUAGUGGUAAAAUCCAUUACCUCGAGUGAUAAUGAUACAAUUAUUAGUCUAAGUAGUCAAAUAGAUGAGAAAAAGAUUCCCAAUGACACGUUGUUUCCAACAGCUGAAAUAAUCAAAGAAUUUGAAGCUACCGAAGAGAAACCAAAAGACUUAUCUACACUUCCAGAUAGCACGAGCAAAUUAGAUGUAAAGUAUGCUUCACAUGAUAAAUUACCGGAAUAUGAGAAAGAUAUGAUGAGUGAUACAAUUAAAGAUGAUACGAUAGAUCAUUUACAAGCUGCCAAGCCUAGGGAAGAUUCGAUGGAUACAAAGGAGUCUGAGAUUAUAUUAAGUAAAUCGCUUAGAAGUGAUUCAAUAGAUAAAUCCCGUUUAUCGAGCGCAGAUAAUAAAGACGAUAUUUCUGAGAAUAUUAAGCAGUCGAUGGAAAAGGUAGAUGUUGCUAAAUGCGAGGAUAGAUCAAAGUCACCGAGUAGCGAAAGGGAUGAAGUUCAUUUAGCUGGAGAAAUUUUGGUUAGUAAACCCGACGUAAGAUCAAAGUCCAUUAGCAAGGAUGAAGAUGUAAUUUGCAAAUCAACAUCAUUUGAAACGCAGUCGAUGGAAAAGGUAGAUGUUGCUAAAUGCGAGGAUAGAUCAAAGUCACCGAGUAGCGAAAGGGAUGAAGUUCAUUUAGCUGGAGAAAUUUUGGUUAGUAAACCCGACGUAAGAUCAAAGUCCAUUAGCAAGGAUGAAGAUGUAAUUUGCAAAUCAACAUCAUUUGAAACGCAGUCGAUGGAAAAGGUAGAUGUUGCUAAAUGCGAGGAUAGAUCAAAGUCACCGAGUAGCGAAAGGGAUGAAGUUCAUUUAGCUGGAGAAAUUUUGGUUAGUAAACCCGACGUAAGAUCAAAGUCCAUUAGCAAGGAUGAAGAUGUAAUUUGCAAAUCAACAUCAUUUGAAACGCAGUCGAUGGAAAAGGUAGAUGUUGCUAAAUGCGAGGAUAGAUCAAAGUCACCGAGUAGCGAAAGGGAUGAAGUUCAUUUAGCUGGAGAAAUUUUGGUUAGUAAACCCGACGUAAGAUCAAAGUCCAUUAGCAAGGAUGAAGAUGUAAUGUGCAAAUCAACAUCAUUGGAAAAAUCAAGUGAUUCUCAAGACAUUUGCCAGAUCGAAGAUAAGCCAACAUCUCCAAGUGUCAAAAAUGAUUCGCUAAUAAAGGCAACAGCCCCCGAAGAAUUUUCGUCUGACGAUGAAUUAGAAGUGACGGAUAACGUGAUCGGAAUUAAGACUGAUACAGGAAAUGAAAACGAGACGGAGGUUUUAUCUGAAAAAUCAACAGUUAUCAAAGAUACGAAAGAAAUAGUAAAUGAAACUGUGAGUGACAACAGCCACGUUAGUUCUCAAACUCCUGAUGCCAAAAAAGAUGUAAUAUAUAAGGAUGCCGAAUCUCAUAAUAUUCAUGGCAAGACUGCUAAUGAAGUUAUUUGUCCUCUGAAGGAUAAGUCAAGGUCGCCAAGCGUUGAGAAAGAUAUUAUUGCCAUGACAAAAGGGAUUUCCAGUGAAGAAAUUUCUAUUAGCACUGCAUUACAGCCAAAAGAUAAGACGACAGAUGAAAUUAAUGCGAAAAGUGUAAGUGACAAAGGUAUUAAAGAUAAAGAGCAAGAAGAUGUGCCGCUUAUAGAAAGCAUUGAUUAUACCGAAGCGACAAGUCGGAAGUCUAGUCAUCGAUCUAAGUCACCGAGUGUUGAAAAAGAAUCAUUACCAAAGGCCGUAGUAUCGGACGUAUCAUCGGUCACUAUUGCUAACGAAAGGGAAAAUUUUAAUCUAAACAAGGUUCGAGAUACCGAGGAUCGAUCGUUUCAAUUUCAUGACCACGAACAAGCUGAGACAAAUAUUGUAGCAAGUGCAGAUAAUAAAUCAAAAUCACCCAGUCUCGAGAAAGAAAUAGGAAAAAAAGUCUCCUUAACCGAUCAAUCCUGUUUAUCGUCAGCAAGUACAAAAUAUGAAGAUAUUAAGCCAAAUCAAGCUGAUAAUUUAGUUAAAAUGUCAAACUUAUCCGAGGAAGAAUAUAAAACAGGAGAUAGAUUAUUUGAUGAAGCGGGCAAGACAAUUGAUUUUUCAGACGGAGACGAUAAAGAAAAUAUAUUAUUGGAUUUGGAUAGGCACGAAGAUGAUCUAAUGUGUAUUACUGAAGCAUCCGUAGAAAAGAUUGGAGAAAAAGAGGUAAAAGCGAGCGAACGUAAACAAUCAUCGUCGUCUUUAUUUAAGGAUGAUUCUGACGAGGAAAAGUUUUCUGAUGCUACCGAUGAGAAAGCUAAAUGCAGAAAGAUUGAGAUGGAGUCGGAAUCAUUUUUAGAACAGCGCAGUAGGCGAGCCUCGUCGAUAAAAGUAGAUGAAAACAUUGAUGAUUCAUUAAGAGCAUCUGGUUCCGCGUCGAAUAUUGUCUUACCCACACAUUCCACUGAUAUUAAUGAAGAUAAUCGAAAGUUCAGUAUUGCUAGUGAUAAGAAUUACGAGCCUUUCACAAUCAGAUCAAAAUCGGCAAGUAUCGCAAGUGUUAAGUCAAAUGAUAUAGAGGUGUCAGGUAUGUCAAAGUCACCGAGUUUACUGAACGAUAAGCUGGAUUUUGACUUAAUUGACGAUGAGUUGCAGCAGGAACGUGAACAUGGUAAAUCGAACGAAAUGUCACCGGUUAAAUCAAGAUCAUCGAGUGUAUCGGAUAAUAAAAUUCUCACCGAAGAUAAGAAUGAAGAAGGAAUGGACGAAGCGAAGCUGGCAGAAAGCCAUCAAGAUAAACAUGAUUUUCAUAAAUCACCAUCGACGAGUCCGACUAAUGGCAAUGCCCGUGCCGAUACUAUUAUACAGGAAUCGAGUGGCGAGCGCAAAGAAUCAACAGUAAGCAUCGAAAGUAAUGCAGAAGCUAAGAGCAAAGAUCGAUCAAGAUCGCAAAGCCUGUUUGAGGCCGAUGAUAAAACACCGUUAACGCGAUCAAGAGCCGUUAGUUUACACGAUGAUAAGUUGCUUGAAAAGUUGGAUAACUUGGUAUAUAGAAAAGAGUCUAGUGACAAUGUUAAUGUCGCACUCGAUGAGAAAGAUGAAUUAGAAUUAUCUCAAGAUUCCCUCGACGAUCUACAAAAGAAUAUUUUCAAAAGACAUUCGAUUAUUGUCGAUCAAGAUAAAGAAGCUUCGGAUAGUUGUAGCGUAGUAAGGUGUACGACGAUGCCGAACGAAGAGUGCCAAUCAAGAAAAAUGUCCGAUGCAGAUAGGAGCCUUAAAGAUACCAUUAAGAUAACGAAAAAUGUUAGCCCGAGCUCAGAACCAGAGUCAUUGAUUACGUUUGCAUCGGACAGGCCCGAGCCUCAUAUCGACGAAGAGAUUACUAUUUCUGAGAAUAAGCGUGCGGAGGUGGAAAAUCUACUUAUGGAUGAUUACAUAACACGAGCUAUAAAAAUAACCGAGCCUAUAUUAGAUGAAAUUCUUAUGAAGACGUCCUUACCAAAAUACAUAAUACUAGAAAUUAUUGAGGAAAUUCUUAUUAAAAAACAGUUAGCCAUAGAUUCAAUUGCGGAUCAAUCGAUAUUCUAUGAGGAAGACUACGACGAUACACAAUUUAAGUCCGACUCGGAGAGAAAAACAAUAUCUGAAGUGAGCGAACAGAAAUCAUCGGGCUAUUCUACUCCAGAUCGACAGCAUUACGAGGACAAGGAUGGCAAUAACGUCGCAUUCUCGGACUUUGAAAGUCCCUUUCAUAAAGCAUUUAUGUGUGGAAUGACGGAAAUUCGAACAACCCACAUUACGACGCUUUCUGGUAAAUCGACUCCCGACAGUCUAGCGAGAGAUGGUACCCCGGAUUCUGCCUCGGAAAUCGCAAGUACCACGGCAACGACAAUCAACAAGAGUGUGCCUGAGAAAUCCCAAGAGUUGACCGAUGAUAAGGUUACCCAUGGCAAACAAAGGCUAUCCAUAUCUUCGGCCAAUGAAGCAAAAGAGGAGGAGGAUGAAGAAAGUCGAAAUUUGCCAAAGAGUGAUGGAGAUGCUCGUGGCCAAAGUGAUAAAGAGAAGGAUAAUGUUAAUUUAGAAAGCACAAGGAUGACUGGCGCAUGUCCCGAAGAGAGUACAGAUGUCGUGCCCGAAGAAUUAAUUUGUCGCGAAAGAAUGGUUAAGGUUAAAUCGUCGCCAGUAGUCGAAUUGUUAGAAAGAGAAGAAGUAACCGAGGGUAAGGAGAAGAUAGAAAAACGCGAGAUAGAGAAGGAAGAGUCGAAGACUGUGUACGAGGAAGUGAAGCAUGAAAUUUUUAAGGAGAUUGGAGGCCCUAAAACGAAGGAAGAAUUUACAUAUGACGAUGACUUUAAUAAACAAAAUAUUGAAAUUAUAACGACGAAAACCACUAAGACAAUCAUCACUAAGACAGAAUUAGAUUCUAUAUCUCGAAUUAAUACAUUGAGCACGGAUAAUCUAUCUACGGAUAAAAGAAUUACUACGGACAUUAAAGAGGAUGUGUCGAAUGUAAGAUCGAUGCCGACUAGCGGUACCGAGGAUAUCGAAGAAACGCUAAUUCCUUUGGAAUGUCAAGCGAGCGAGCGUCCUCGCAGUUCGUUCUCGAAUCCUUCCAAUCAAGAUAUGAAAACUAUCAUAGGAUUCGAUGACGCUGACGUUAAUGUUAUGAAAGAGGAAAGAAGGUCAUUUACGAGUAAGGACUUGAUGGACCAUACAAUUGCCGAACAACUCGAGCAAUCCGUGUGUCCCCUAAUCAGAGAUCUAAUCAACGAAGACAAAAGUUUAUCCGGCAAAUCGUUAGCGGAUAUUUCAUUACCAAAAGACAUUGGAGAGCACGCGUCUCCCGGAAAAUCACACAUCGACACAGCCAUUUCACCAUUAAUACGAGAUAGUAAUAUAAUACAGUCGCAUUUUUCUGAACGUUCGACGCCUGAAAAGAAAUCGGACGGUCGAUCAAGAACAGCCACGCCCGAAGGUUUUAGAUCGGGUGACGUUAUUCGCACUAUAGUUACGACUACUCGAACCAUGAGUGACGAUGGUGAAAUCAUUACCACUACACAAGAGGUAACCGAGGCUACAAACGACAAAGGCGAAACGAUUGUUCUUAAUGAAAAAACCGAUGUUAAAGUUGACGAGAGAUUGCCGGAAAAUCUUAUUGGCGAUACAAUGUCAAUCGAUAGCGAACGAAAAUUCAGCAUAAGUUCGGAGAAAAGAGAAAGCCAAGAGGAUGAAUCAAGUUCACCAAUUUUAACAACAUCUCAUGAAAGUCAACGGCAAUUAUUUCACAAGGAGGAUUUAGUUAAGAUUUCCGAUGAUUUUGCAACAUCAGCAAUGACCGAUAGUUAUUACGCCCAAGACACGCCCGAGACUACUCGCUCAUCUCGCUUACUAAUCGAAAGCACGGAAAUUAUAGCCGAUUCUCCGAGAGAUUCGCAGAAGUAUAGGGAUGAAGCUGAUGUCGAUUUUGAAAAGUCUUUGAAUGAAAUGAGACGUGAAAAAGAAAGUGAGAAAUGUGACGAAGAGCGCACCGAUCCAGUGGCAAGCAGCACGGUUCGCCACGAGCACUCAACAGCUGCUAAAAAUGUCGAUUCCAAAUCGGACAAUAAGGAUAAUCCUUUAAUGGGCUGGGAUAGUCCAUUGUGUCUUCCGUCUCCGAAACCACCGCGCAAAUUUAAUUUGCGAAGUCCCAUACAACCCUGCAGUUCCGCUGAUUUAAGUCCCGACAGCUUGAAUUUCGACGUCAUCAAUAAUUGGGGCGAGCCAAUGAAAUUACCUUCACCCACGCCGCUCGCUAAUGAAAUUUCAAACAAAGGUUCGCCCGCGACUCCGAUUAAAGAUAGAAAACAAGCGAAAAAAGUGAUAUCGGAAAAUAUUAAGAAUAGAAAGCGUUCCGAGAGUCCUAAUAAAAUUGAAAAAAGAAUUAAGGAGACGAAGAAUAAGGUGCAACCAGUUUACGUUGAUUUGACUUAUGUCUCGCAUCAUGGCAAUUCCUUCUACACGGCCUUAGAAUUUUUCAAAAAAGUCCGAGCACGAUAUUAUGUUUUUAGCGGCACAGAGCCGAGUCGCGAGGUUUACGACGCCCUAUUGGAAGCCAAAAAGUCUUGGGAAGACAAAGAUUUAGAAGUGACGAUGAUCCCGACCUACGACACGGAUACUCUCGGCUAUUGGGUAGCCGAUAACGAAGAGGCUCUCGCUACUCACCACAUCGACCUUUCACCCUCGGCAUCGAGGUGCACGAUUAACCUACAGGAUCAUGAAACCAGCUGCAGCGCCUAUAGACUUGAGUUUUAAAGCUCUUCAGCAAUAAUGAUUACGUGUCAAGUCUCGCGCGUACAGGCCUAACUCCGACGAU
Molecule: messenger RNA, 14145 nt
Organism: Ceratosolen solmsi marchali
Lineage: Eukaryota; Metazoa; Arthropoda; Insecta; Hymenoptera; Agaonidae
Product: microtubule-associated protein futsch
Exons: 10
Coding region: 273-14084 (4603 amino acids)
Biological process (GO): axonogenesis; microtubule cytoskeleton organization; dendrite development
Cellular component (GO): dendrite; synapse; microtubule
Molecular function (GO): microtubule binding; actin binding
Source: RefSeq, a predicted model, not a curated record